Molecule: messenger RNA, 1181 nt
Organism: Ixodes scapularis (black-legged tick)
Lineage: Eukaryota; Metazoa; Arthropoda; Arachnida; Ixodida; Ixodidae
Gene: Scsalpha1
Product: succinate--CoA ligase [ADP/GDP-forming] subunit alpha, mitochondrial
Exons: 8
Coding region: 83-1060 (325 amino acids)
Biological process (GO): tricarboxylic acid cycle
Cellular component (GO): mitochondrion; succinate-CoA ligase complex (ADP-forming)
Molecular function (GO): succinate-CoA ligase (GDP-forming) activity; succinate-CoA ligase (ADP-forming) activity
Source: RefSeq, a predicted model, not a curated record
CCAUUAUGUCCAUUCUGCAUCGACCCUGCCGCCCUCACUUUUUGUAUUUUUCAUCUUUUCAUCCCCGGGGUCGAAGGGAGACAUGGCAUGCUGCAGGUUCGUUUCCAGGGUUUCUGCGAGCUUCCCAGCAGGUGUUCGAACAUGUUACUCAAAUACAAGAAAUGCCCUGAAAAUCGGCAAGGACACCAAAGUAAUAUGUCAAGGUUUCACCGGCAAGCAGGGCACGUUCCAUAGCAAGCAGGCGUUGGAGUAUGGCUCCCGACUGGUCGGGGGAGUGUCACCCGGGAAGGGGGGCCAAACGCACCUAGGCCUGCCCGUCUUCAACAGUGUCAAAGAGGCUCGGGCAGCGACGGGCGCCGAUGCAUCGGUGAUCUAUGUCCCGGCACCGGUGGCGGCCAAGGCCAUAAUGGAGGCGGUGGAGGCGGAGGUGCCGCUGGUGGUCUGCAUCACGGAGGGCAUCCCCCAGCAGGACAUGGUGCGGGUCAAGAACCAGCUGAUGCAGCAAAGCAAGACGCGCCUCGUGGGGCCCAACUGCCCAGGCAUCAUCAAGCCCGAGGAGUGCAAGAUUGGCAUCAUGCCGGGCCACAUCCACCAGAAGGGCAAGAUCGGCAUUGUGUCUCGGUCGGGCACUCUCACCUACGAGGCGGUACACCAGACGACGCAGGUGGGGCUGGGGCAGUCGCUCUGCGUCGGCAUCGGGGGCGACCCCUUCAAUGGGACCAACUUCAUCGACUGCCUGGACAUCUUCCUUCACGACCCGGAGACCAAGGGCAUCAUCCUGAUUGGAGAAAUCGGUGGAAAUGCAGAGGAGAGUGCUGCCGAGUUUCUCGAGAAGCACAACUCGGGUACCAGUGCCAAGCCAGUGGUGUCGUUCAUUGCCGGCCUUACGGCGCCGCCUGGGCGGAGGAUGGGCCACGCGGGUGCCAUCAUCGCCGGCGGCAAAGGGGGUGCCAAGGAGAAGAUCGAGGCCCUCAAGGCAGCUGGAGUGACGGUCACCAAGUCGCCGGCCCAGAUGGGGGCUGCAAUGCUCCAGGAAAUGCAGAAGCGUGGCUUGGCAUAACUCUGUGAAGGACAAGGCAUAGUUAGUGUGGGCUUUUGUGCAUAUUAAUUUGCUGUACAGUUGGGUUUUGCAGUGUUUGCUCUAACGAAAAAAGAAUAAAGGCUUGUUUUAAAAACUCCAA